AUGACACACCUGCGGCAUCGAACCAUCGAUGGUGCACCAACAGCGGAACCUCCUACCGACUGCGCCACUACAUCCGAUCGGUUAAUUUUAUUAUUAUUAUUAUUAUUAUUAUUAUUAUUAUUAUUAUUAUUAUUAUUAUUAUUAUUAUUAUUAUUAUUAUUAUUAUUAUUAUUAUUAUUAUUAUUAUUAUUAUUAUUAUUAUUAUUAUUAGUAUUCAGGCAUCAAUCCAGCUUGUCUAUCCCUCCACAUUAG
Molecule: messenger RNA, 252 nt
Organism: Necator americanus (New World hookworm)
Lineage: Eukaryota; Metazoa; Nematoda; Chromadorea; Rhabditida; Ancylostomatidae
Exons: 3
Coding region: 1-252 (83 amino acids)
Source: RefSeq, a predicted model, not a curated record